AUGUCAUCUACCGCUGGAAGAGUUGUACGUUCUGGGGCGCAAGCUGUACGCACCGUCGCUCCGAUCAAGUCGAGCAACCCACAAGAAGCUCGCAUGGCUGUUCUUCAAGUCUACAAAGAAUUCCAACGCAUGACACCGAAAUUCUGGUGGGAUUACGGUCUACACGACAUGCCGCUUGGUGUCUUCCGUGCAGUGAUCAAAAAGCAAUUCACAAAGAAUGGCCACUUGACCGACGUGCGUGUUGUGGAUCGUCUCGUCGGUGAAACGAACAAGCAUAUGGAAGCAAUUCGCUACACGUUCUACAAUCCUGACCACGUGCGCAACUAUUUGUUCGCUGAGAAUAUUGAAGCGAAGCCGAAGGACUUCUUGUCGAAAUUUCUCAAUGGAAAGGAUUAA
Molecule: messenger RNA, 396 nt
Organism: Caenorhabditis bovis
Lineage: Eukaryota; Metazoa; Nematoda; Chromadorea; Rhabditida; Rhabditidae
Source: the annotation of a GenBank genome assembly